Pogonomyrmex barbatus (red harvester ant) is the source of this 3190-nucleotide messenger RNA. RefSeq lists its product as uncharacterized. The record is from RefSeq and is a predicted model, not a curated record. Gene Ontology annotation, cellular component: Z disc; actin cytoskeleton; nucleus. Gene Ontology annotation, molecular function: actin binding. NCBI's taxonomy places the organism in Eukaryota, Metazoa, Arthropoda, Insecta, Hymenoptera, Formicidae. Gene Ontology annotation, biological process: positive regulation of actin filament bundle assembly.
GUUGGCUCCUGAGCAUCGCGGUGGCGGUGGCGGCGGUAGCAGCAGCGGUGACUCCUUCUGGUACGCUGCCUCUCGCGUUUGGACCUGGCCGAUGUGUGCCAGGGAGAGUUUUGCAAGAUGCGAGAUUCAUUUCCCGCGGCGAGGGAGCCCUCGUCGUCGAGUUUAGGCGGACUCUGACCACCUCCGGCAAAGUGUGUAGGCUGGGGUGUCGCGCAUAUUACGUAAAGCCGUGGGAAAAAUAAAUUGCGGGGAAAGAAGGAAAACAAAGUGUAGACGAAGAAGGGAGACAACCCACUUUCUGUGUGCAUGCACAUCGUGAUGAGGAGAGCAUCGUUUGAUAAACACGCUAACGCCAAGCGCAACGUUUUGAGCAACACCUCAUAUGGACUCGCGUGCAGCAAGGAUGCAGAAUACAAGUGCAACGUGAAAUACAGCGGCUCCCUACAUCAGGAAAAGAAUUAUCUGCAGCGUAGCGUAUCGGCGGACAAUGUUGUAAUACGUUCACGCGGUUACAAACCGUCUGAUAGACACGAUCCGAUCAAGAGAAGUUUUCUCGAGAAUCUCACUUCAAGAAUAUUGCACUUCGACAUGGAGGGGGGCGAGACUACCCCGAUUAACUUGCAAAAGUUACUCACCCCAGCGUCGGAUUCUCAAGAAUUACUACAAUCUAAAAAUAAAAAAAUGUUUGCAUCCUCCUACUUUUACGCACCGACACAUCCUACAGUGGAGGACCAAGUUGAACUUGCACGUCGGAUUUCGCAUUCGCUCAGCGAUGUAAAAAACGUGAAAAGUAAAGGACAGACCAUGUAUGUAAACAGGAAAAAGCGAUCAGUUAAAUGGAUCCAUGACGGCAAUGGUAUCGAGGAUGAAGAGGAAACAACCACAGUUCAUAAGGAAAAACUACCUCUCAAAUGCGUGAUGAAUCCAUGCGGGAAAGUGCUGGAUAUUCAUGGCAUUCGAGCAUUAGGUGAAGAAGUCAAUAUCGCGCCAGUGCCGAAAAAUCCCGAAAAACUCUUUGAUAUUGUCCGUGACUUGAAUAAUCAAAAAGGACGCGGUGCCGAGAUAUUUGCGAAACGUAGGAAAAGAUCGGAAAAAUGGGUAGUGGACCAGGAACAAUCACAGACACCGAAUACACCUGUUACACCGAAAACGCCAACAUAUCCGGAAAAAUUAUUUCAGGAAGUUAAUGGUAACGCAAAAUUCAUGACGCCACCGUCGUUAACACCUCGUACGCCGAAUAUUGAUAAACCAUUUUAUAAUCCUUUUACAGUGGAUAUUUCUCUCGACAGUGCGAAUAUCCCGCUAACAGACAGGCACUGCAAUGCUAAUCGGUGCGGUCAUUCGAGUGAGGUAAAAAAGAUUUACCUGCGGGAAAUUGCGGUCGGCACAGAUUCUGAUUUUCCUUCUGAUCAUUCUCGAUCGUCCAUCAUUGAAAAAUCCCGUCGUGCCGUUUUCGAAUCUACUAACGAUCGCCGCGCUAACAUGGCCAAUAAUCGCAUUGUCGCAAGUAACAAUAACAGAUUUAUUAACAACAACAGUUAUCAAUCGCCGAGAAAAUCCGACUUUUGCAAUGCGCGGAGUUACAAUGGCAGAGAUAUGAGAAUUCAACAACAUUUUGAUAAUUACAACGAUACCAUGAUCGACAAAAAGAUUGGAAGUAAACAACAGAACGGCAAUCAAAUGCAGAAUGACGAUGAGGAAAACGACGGAUACACUCCUGUACCAGUAAAGCAACUGAUACAAGAAUUCGAGAAAACCUGUAGACCAGUUCUGCAAUACAAGCAAAUUAGUCCGAAGAUCAUUCCAAUCAUACAGCAAUGUCCAUUGAAUAAUGGCAUAGCACGUUUCUUCGAGACGAGAAAUCCUGUCAAGUAUAACAACGAGGAGGAGGGAUACGCACGUGUACGCGAAAAGUACGAAGAGUCUGCAAAACUGCAAUCCCAAUACAACCAUCGAUUAUACGACACAUGUGGGAAUUACGAGAGGAAACUGCAAUCUCAUUGCAACGGUCAGUUAUGCAACGCACACGAGAGCUACGAAAAAUUAGCAAAACUACAAUCUCGAUGCAAUGGCUAUGAUUCCACUGACGAGACUGAAUAUACGACGGAUGACACCGAUUCCACCGAAGAUUCGAAAUCUAUAGAUCGUGGCAAUUCUGCCCCGUCUGCCUUGCUGAACUGCUGCGAUAGCAGCGAAUACUCAAUCGCGUUUGAGGACGAAUAUUCGGGUACUAGACGUCAUUCAACCACUUCACAGGAAUUAGAAGCCCUUUACGCCAAUGGCACAAACACGAAAUUUAUCAACACUGACGCUGAAGUGCUUCCUGAGACAAAGUCGCUGAUGCUUUCGAUGGUUGCCUCGCACGAGGACAUACUCGAGACCAAAAAACACUUACGCAACACGCCGGUUUUGGAUAAUCUUUUAGGCACCGCAACACCAGAAUGCAAACUCAUUGACGUUAAUCCGGAAUUAGGGAACAAGUUAUACGAGGAUAAUAAUUUUACUGGACCGAAAUUAACUAGUCUUCACAAUUUAACAAAUUACAAUACAGCACCGCGUGGAUGGGAUCAAUCAUUUACAUUUUACCGGCCUAUUAAAUUUGAAAAACCGCAAGAAAUUAUGUAUUCUGAUUUUUAGAUGUAGCAUAAAUUUUGUAAUUAUAACUCAUUUAAACAUCGGUAAAGAUUGAUUGCAAGUUCAACCAAGUUUCACCAAGCAUCAAGGCUUAUCGGAAUACAUUUUUCGCACCACCAUUGCGUCCAUUUUCACCACGAUUUAAAUCCCAAUGAUCUAUGAAUUACUUAAAUAUCUUCAUCAUAAAUAAGCGAUAUUUGCGCUAUACAUAUGAUAUGUUUGAAGUUUCGUUUUGCUUUGGUGUACUUCUAUCUCUUCUUUCCUUGAGAUAUUUAACGUUGUUUUGACGGUGUUACAUUAUUGCAUUUUACUUUAUUAUAUUAUGCAAAUAAAUAUGUUGUUUUCCUAAUUUCUAUUGUAAUUGGUUCACUACUUUACUCAUAAAUACCUUAUUUUUCUGUAAUUGAUCUGUAUGUAUGUAUAUAAAAUCCAAUUUGUAUCCCAAUAAUAACAAUAAUAAGUGUUCCAUAAUAUUAUAAAUAAUAAUUGAAUUUAUAUAGAGAUGUUAGAUACAAUUGCGACAUAUCUAGAAAUAAAUCUUCUUUUAUCUUGCAAC